Messenger RNA from Staurois parvus, 299 nucleotides. Lineage: Eukaryota; Metazoa; Chordata; Amphibia; Anura; Ranidae. The record is from the annotation of a GenBank genome assembly.
UUUCUCUCUAGUGCUUACAGUCUUACCAAGUGGGAGCUGUUUGAACCGUGCUGCCAAAUUCUGCAGAAGGCGGUAGACACAGGAGAGGUUCCUGAGCAGAUUGUCCUCCCAGCUCUUGUCUGCUGUCACUUCUCUCUUCUCUGGACUCUCUCCCAUCUCAACAAUUCCCAACCAUCAGAGGCAUUUAAACUUCUCAGUGAUCUCUCCUAGUGAUCUUCAAUGACCACCUGAGCCGUGAUGAUCGCUCGUAUUUUCAGCCACUUAUUUGCACCCCUGACCUGUCUCUGCAGGCUGAGCUG